AUGGACAGAAAACAAUCAAAUAACUCAGAUGUGCCGCAGGAGCUGGAUAGACCUGGAAAAUUGAUGGUGUCUGGAAUCCCCAAACGGGAAGACUAUACAGAGAAGGAAUUAGAAAAGGUGUUUACCCAGUUUGGUCGCUUAACAGAAGUGCAUAUAGUCCGAGACAAGCGAACCAAUAUUCCGAGAGGAUUUGCAUUCGUCACAUAUGAGAAUCCUAAAGAUUCUCUGGAUGCCAUUAAAGCUGUGGAGGGAAAAGAUUUAGGAGGAGAGAAUAAAGUGCACUGUGAACAGGCUAAAAUUGGCCACAAGUUGAGUAUGAUGAGGAAAACUCAAGACCCAGGGGCUAGAGGUGGUGGAGGUAACGGUCAUGGAAUGGGCAGAGGGAAUGAAUCAAAUCCAGGUAGAGGAGCUGCCAGAGGUAGAGGCAUGAUGGAUAGAGGCAUGGCAGAUCGAGGUAGAGGCCUCAUGGAUAGAGGGCAGAGGCUUUUGGACAGAAGCAGAGGCCUGUUGGACAGAAGCAGAGGCUUGUUGGAUAGAAGUAGAGGCCUGAUGGGCAGAGGUGGAAUGGGCAGAGGGGUCAUGGAAAUGCCACCGUUGGAGAGGGCUAUGUAUGAUCCCGAGGGCUUUGACUAUCAAGAGGAAGAAUUUUAUGAGGAGUUCUAUGACCUAGAGCCGCCACAGAUGAGGUUUCCACCCAUUGGAGGUCCUGGAGGCCACCCCAUGAGAGGGGGCCCGGCAUCUAGGGGGAGACAAAUGGAUCAAAGCUCAGUGCCAUUUAGAGGUAAAAAAGGUCUCCUGCCGGACCCACUAGGACGGGGAGGUAGACCUGGCCCAAAUCAAGGAUCACUGCUGGGUCCGCCCCCAGAUGAUCUUUACGGGGAUGAUGCAAAUGAGGCAGAUUACUACGGCGAUCAAGGAAAUCCAUUUGCAGAGGGUCAAGAGGAACCUUAUCCGGAAGAGGAAGACUACCCUUCUGAAGAAUAUUAUGAGCAAGAGUGGAGUGCACAGCCUCGAGGGAGAGGUGCUUUAAUCUCUAGGGGUAGGGGUUUGAUUUCCAGGGGAAGGCCUCAGGCAAGGGCACCAAGACAGCAGCACAUAGAUGAGUAUGAUUAUGAAGCAGAAGCUGCAGCGGCUCAAAGGCCAAGAGCACAAGGUGGAGGUCCUCAGGCAUAUGACGAAGACUUGUAUGAGGAAGAGGAUCCCCGGCUGUCUGGGGGUGCAUCAGAUCCCUACAGCCGAGGGAGAGGAAGAGCUCAGGCCUCUGCAGCACCAUCAGGACGUCCUGGGGCAGCUCCUGUCAGAAGAGCCGGCCCCCUGCUGGAAGCAGAUCCAUACGGAGAUGAGGAUUCUGGUUUGUAUGAAAGAGUGCCUCCGGGUGCGGCACUGAGAGGUGGGCCACGUGCACCAGCUGAGUACGAAGAUGAACCUUAUUCUGAUCCUUAUGGGCGGAGAUUGCCUGCUGAAGCUUCGAGAUUGCCUGCUGGUGCUUCAAGACAACCCGUGGCGGGUAGACCUAGGGCAGCAUUGUUGUCCUCUGAUUCUGUGGGGGGGGGGGCUGAUGAUUAUCAGGGCCCAGGAGGUACAUCCACGCCACAGGCUAGGGCAGCUUAUCCAGAUGGAAGGAGACCACCUGUGAGGAGAGCGGCUCCUGACCUGGGCAUGGGAGAAGAAAUGUAUGACAGGAUGGCAUCAUCAACCAAUGAGGCUUAUGCCUCCUUCCCGCCAAGUUCCAGAGUUCCAGGGAAUCUCUUCAGUGACCCAUAUAGCCGGAAGAGACCAAUAGACCCAUAUGAUGAACCCGAAAUGGGUGGUCAUGGAAUGUCUGCAGUCUUGCGAGAGUAUGAAGAGUUGAGAUCGGCAGCUCUAAUUUCUGCCAAAAGAGACAGACCAGGUGAUCGAGGUGGCUAUGAUCCAUUCGGAAGACAAGAAGCGCUGUAUAGAGGGGGUUUGUAA
This is a messenger RNA of Candidula unifasciata, 1953 nucleotides long. NCBI's taxonomy places the organism in Eukaryota, Metazoa, Mollusca, Gastropoda, Stylommatophora, Geomitridae. The record is from the annotation of a GenBank genome assembly.